Molecule: messenger RNA, 1957 nt
Organism: Botrytis cinerea B05.10
Lineage: Eukaryota; Fungi; Ascomycota; Leotiomycetes; Helotiales; Sclerotiniaceae
Exons: 4
Coding region: 474-1715 (413 amino acids)
Source: RefSeq, a predicted model, not a curated record
GGUAACUGGUUCUUUACGAUGCCUAAUGUGGCGACUAUUGACGGUCCGACGGAUUAGUUUUUGAAACAUUAUUCCUGAAGUUUCGCAAGAUCGCCCGACUUGAGUGGUUAUCGCUCGAGGGCGAAUAUUCCAAGUCCAGCAAAUGGUGCCAAGGUUUCUCCCUCUCCCUAUGUCUCAAUCAGAUUAAGAGAUUGGGCGACACCCUCUUCGGUAUCAUUCGUGUCUGGUUCCGAGGCCUGGAUGUCUCCACGCGGGGCUGUUUAUGGAGAAAUGCAGCAACACCGAGGUACCUUGUGCCGAUCAAACGACAGAUUGUUGUAUAUAGGAUAUCUAGACACCGGUUUUCUCUUCUCUUAUAUCCCGAAUGAGCUAUUUUUUGUUCGUUGCAUCUACCGAUCUUUGUCUGCAGUAUUUGUUUCCGUGGUCUCCUACUCUCUUGGGCCGCAUUUCAUCUGAUUAGGCUCGACGACAAGAUGUCGAACUUUCAGAACAUAAUCAGAGAAGCUUGCAGUAGCAGAGAUAUUGCAGGUGCAAUUCUAGUAGGGGGGGAUAGCUCUGGAAAAUUCUAUUAUGCCAAAGCCUUCGGGUCUCAGUCUCUUAAAGAUCCCUCGAAGCCCAUGAAUUUGGACAGUGUCAUGUGGUUUGCUUCCUGCACAAAACUAUUCACAACCAUCGCGGCAUUACAAUGUGUUGAGCGAGAACUUUUGGAUCUCGAUGGUGAUAUCACUGAGAUCUUACCGGAAUUCAAAGGUGUACAGAUCUUGACAGGUUUUGAUGAAGAAAGCGGGAAGCCAGUCUUAAUAGAUAACCAUAAAACUAUAACACUUCGACAUCUUUUAACCCACUCAUCCGGACUUUCAUACGAUGUUUUCGAUCCGUUGCUAUCACGAUACACAGAAUAUAUCAGUGAAGGCUCGCCGAUGCCCACAGACGGAGAAAUUCUAGUCAAAGAACGCUUUAAAUUCCCACUUCUGUUUGCCCCUGGUGAGUCAUGGAACUAUGGAGUUGGUAUUGAUUGGGCUGGCCAGAUGGUAGAAAGAGUCAAUGGCAACAUCUCCUUGGAAAGAUACUUCAGAAAGAACAUAUGGGGGCCUCUUGGCAUAGAAAACAUAACCUUUCAUCCGACCCAGCACCCAGAGAUUUUCUCAAAAUUAAUCGCAAUGAGUAAACGAGAAGGAGGCAUCACUCGGUAUGGAACGACGGACAAUGCCACGGGUAAAGCCCAAUAUACCAGUCAAGUACCAUUUGAUCCAGCUACCAAAGACUGCCAAGGAGGCGCUGGGACAUUCGGAAGUCCCGUCGACUAUUUCAAGUGUUUGCAAAGUAUUUGUGCCAAUGAUGGGAAACUACUAAAAUCGGAAACUGUUGACGAGAUGUUCAAGCCGCAGCUGAGUGAAGCCUCAAGAAAAGGCUUGAUGAAGGCCCUUUCGGUCCCAGAAGUUAAUGAAGUUUUUGGUGCAUUUCCCAAGGGGUUGAAAGCGGAUUGGGGUCUCGGAGGUAUCAUGAAUCUGGAAGAUAUUGGUGGUAGAAGCAAAGGCUCAAUUGCUUGGGGAGGAUAUCCAAAUCUUCAAUGGUGGAUCAACCGUAAAGAUGGAAUGUGCGGUAUAUGGGGCUCACAGCUUAUUCCACCUGGAGACCCAAAGACAAAUCGAUUGGUUACUGCUUUUGAGGAGGAAAUGUAUAGAAAGGUGAGUGUUUCUCGGGAGAAGUUGUGAGGUUCGAGGGUUGAUUUGGUAAGUAAUUAUUUGGAGCCUGUUGCAGGUCAGUAUGUUUGGAUCCUAUCUCUUUCUCCAGCAAGUGAAAGUCACAAACUGUAUCUUAUGAUGAUGGUGUUUCUUGGUGCAGAAGGGAUUUUCCUUCGUGAAGAGUGCUACAUACGAAGCAUUCCAAAGUUCACAUUUAUACAGAAUUAUUCAUUUCUGAAGACGACCAAAAACAAAUGCAAGAUUGACUUUCA